Iphiclides podalirius (scarce swallowtail) is the source of this 330-nucleotide messenger RNA. The record is from the annotation of a GenBank genome assembly. Lineage: Eukaryota; Metazoa; Arthropoda; Insecta; Lepidoptera; Papilionidae.
AUGUUAGCAAAACCAAAAGAAAACGCUGUUGGAAAUGUUAGUGCCAAGAGCGGAGAGGGGCAUCGGGCAGAUCUCAUUCCUGGGAGAGCACAUAUCAUGGUCUGCGGCACAUUGGCGGGCCUGGAGUUGAGAGACAAGGGAGAUGAGGUCAGGGUCGAAGAGCUACCGACCACUGGACCGGAUCUGGAAUACUGCAAACAUAUAGAAAAAGAGCCAGCGAAAAUUGGAAAUCGUGAGAUACAUAAUACUGCUCUACAAUUCCAAUACGAAAACCGAAUGGAAGAAUGGACGUUUCACGAAUCGACAGAUACAAACAACAACUGGCUAUCC